GAAAGAAAAUUUGUUGUCACGUAUAAUCGAACAUUCUGUUACGAAGAGCAGUCAAAGUGGUUGUCUCGUAACAUCAGUCAAUUACAAAUGAAAUUGUAAUUCGAUAUUAACAUAGAUCGUUUUAAUUUUUUAGUUCGUGCAAAGUUCGUGAAAUUUUUAACUCGAUUGAGGAGAGUGUGUAAAAAUCUAGACAAUAUUGUUUUAAAUCAAUCGGCAAUUAAACUCGUAACAAUACGAUACAAAAAAUUAUCUCUACGUAGAAGGCAAAUUGUAAAUUAUUGAUUUACGGUUUGGCUUGCACACGUGUGAUUUGUUUUAAGAUUAAACUUAAACAGAAUUCAUUUGGAAUAAAGAAGAAUGUUUUUUAUAAACGAAAGAAAGAAUCACAAUUAUGUGUCUUUUUCUUCGUUAGCGCCUUAUUGAUCAUAUUCCAUUAUAUACAAGAAGAUAAUAUCGUAAAAUUAAUCUUAUGCAUAACGUAAUCGUAUCGAAAAUCAAAUAUGAACGGAUUUAGCACAGGCGAAGAAGAUUCUAGGGGUGCAACGGAUCAAAUUUGUUGUCUCGUUGAUGAAGGUGAACGAUGUUCUCGUCCAGCUGGCAAUGCUUCUUACAGCAAAAGAAUACAAAAGACUGUAACCCAACGACGCCUCAAACUUAAUUUGGAUCAAAUGGCACGUCACAUAUAUAUUUGUGAUUAUCACAAACAAGUUAUACAAUGUGCGAGAUCUAAACAACAGCAACAACGUAGAAGAAAAGACUCGGAAGAAGAUUCAGGCGAAACUGAUAAUGAUCUUCCAGAAGUGGAUUUAUUCCAAUUACAAGUUAGUACUUUAAGGCGCUAUAAACGGCACUACAAAAUUUCUACUCGACCAGGCCUAAACAAAGCUCAAUUAGCUGAUACAAUUAUGAAACAUUUUAAGACUAUCCCUGUAAAUGAAAAAGAUGCCUUAAGUAUUUUCAUCUUCACAGUUAAAACUAAUGCUAAUAAAUUGGAUCAAAAGAACGGUUUAAGCAACGAUACAACGUAGCUGAGGAGAAAUAUUCACGAUCAAUCAUUAUUGUAAUAUUAGUAAAGAAGAAAAGCGUACAUGUGUGAGUUUUCACUUGUUAAUAAGUAUUUUAUAAGAGUUGUGUAUACUAUGUAUAAAAUUGUCUUUGGAAAAAGUA
This is a messenger RNA of Polistes canadensis, 1167 nucleotides long. It is a transcript of the gene Sap30, whose product is annotated as histone deacetylase complex subunit SAP30 homolog. Bases 501 to 1028 code for a protein of 175 amino acids. The record is from RefSeq and is a predicted model, not a curated record. Gene Ontology annotation, cellular component: histone deacetylase complex. Gene Ontology annotation, molecular function: transcription coregulator activity; protein binding. The transcript has 3 exons. Gene Ontology annotation, biological process: regulation of DNA-templated transcription. Lineage: Eukaryota; Metazoa; Arthropoda; Insecta; Hymenoptera; Vespidae.